UGCAUCUUUAUAUUUCGACAGUGAAAGGCUCUGAAACCAAAGGCAUGAUUAAAUCUAAGGGUUCGAGGAACAAUUCUUCAGAUGUCGUCAGUUUGCCAUUUCCCCCUGAGCUUCUGCAUUCUGGGAAUCAUUUGCAGUGUUUCUAGGGCCUGGUAUGUUAACAUGCCGGGUAACAUCAAAGGGCUGUUGGGUUCCUGCCUCGUCAUCCCAUGCAGUUUUGGCUACUAUGAGUAUCCUCCAAUCAGACCAGAUCGAGUGGUUUGGUACCAGUAUCACAGCACAAACUAUCCCCUGGUUUGUGACGACUGGUAUACACAUUCGGUCAUUGCGGCCUUUAGUGGAAAAACACGUGUAAUUCCAUCCAACAGAGGAUGCACACUUGAGAUUUCCAAAGUGACUCGGUCACACCACAGUCAGAAGAUUUACCCCUGGGUGGAUCCGGAGAACGUUGGAAGAAGCACAUAUCGGUUCUUUGAUAAAACUGUAACAAUUGAAGUAGUGGACAGGGCAGACAAACCAGUCAUCAUGAUCUAUGGAAGCAGGAAGGUUGGACAGUCAGUGACAGUGCAAUGCACCGUUUAUCACACAUGUUCUUCCAAUCCACCCACUCUGAGUCUCAGCAUCCCUCUGAAAAACCCGCAUCUUUCUCAUAAGUCAACCCAGGAUGGCACUUCCAUUACUACUUUGACCGCCACACUGAACAUAGUGAGUGACCUUCAGACUGUGGAUUGCACUGUCCGUCAUCCCGGGGGCCUGACAGCUACAGCCUCUAUAAUCUUAAAUGCAGACUGCACCUUUUCACCACUGACUAUCCAGUCUACAUCACAAGAGUUUAAUGAGGGACAGCCAAGUAAAGUAACCUGCACAGCCUCAUACACAUGCCGAAAACAUUCCCCAACUAUCACCUGGAACUACGGAAACAUGCCUACAUCGACUGACACCAGCAAUAGUGGAAUAGCUCAGUGGAGGACCGUGUCCACGCUGACAUUCACAGCAUCAUCUAAUGACCAGGGAAGAUCUCUUACAUGUUAUGCAAGAUUUCAAGAGGGACAACGGCAGGAAUCAAGCAUUACCCUGCGUGUGAAGAGAAACAUGCUCUCUCGAGGUUGGUCCUUCAUUACCCCUGAAAGGAUCACAGGCAUGAAGGGCUCCUGCAUCAUCAUUCCCUGCAGCUUCACAUACAGUGUCUCCCAGCCUGCUAACCUCAGAGUAAUUUGGUACUUGUUCCAGAGCACUGGAAACCCACCUAUGUUUGACCAAAGACAAAAUGUUAUCAGUAGGUAUAGUGGGAUAACCAGCAUGAUUGGAUCUGUAAUGGAGGGGAAUUGUAGUCUGAAGAUUGAGAGGUUGGAGAUGUCACACAACAAGGACAGACUUUACCCGUGGAUAGAUCCGAACCCUAUCACCUCUUACAACACCCAAGGGUUCUCAUUUUAUGAUAAAACCUCUGAAAUUAUUGUUUCGGAUAGUCCGGAGAUACCACAAGUGAACAUGAUCGGUAUUCCUCGAGUAGGAGCGCAGAGCAGAGUGUCCUGCAGUGCUCGCCACACGUGCAUCUCUGCCUCGCCUGAACUCACUCUACACGGCAUAUCUGGAAGUGAUGUCCUGUUGGACACUCAGGUGUCUGAUGGUGUUUGGGAAAGGAAGCUGGAGCGAACCUGGAAUGUGAAAGAAGAGGACCAGAGUGUGAAGUGUACUGUUAAGCACCCUAGCGGUCAGGAAGCAACAAGUGAACUCCAACUGAAUGUUGAAUGUCCGUACGACAACAUUGCAAUGGUUGAGCGUCCGGGCACUGUGAUGGAGGGUGUGGCACAGAGUGUCAUAUGCUCUGUCUCCUACAAGUGCAAGAAAAAUGCACCAACCAUUCUGUGGAACUACAAAGACAUGCAGAGUUUGUUGCAGACAUAUAAGAUCUCUAGCGACACCUACAAAAUGGUGUCAAAUCUAACCUUCAUUGGCUCUCCAAGGGAUGACAACAGCUCUUUGACCUGCACUGCUCACUUUGGUAGUGGUGAUACUUCAGACUCGGCUACCCUUCAUAUAAAAAAAUAUGAGAGACCAAAAGAAAUGAAUCUAGAUGAAGAUGGCUCAUUCCGUGUUCUGCCAGGUGAAGUCCCUUUCAGUUUUAACGCCCUGACCCGCUCCUGUGUGGUGAUUCCCUGCAGCUUCCAGACCCAGAGCUCUGUGCAUUUCACACGUGGUAUCUGGCGCAAAUUUAAAGGGGGUUUUGUGUACCAUAACGGCCGCAGCAAUGUGCUGGACCAUUUCAAGGACCGCACCAGAUUAAUAGGGGAUCUGAGUAAUGGGGACUGCUCUUUGGAGAUUGAUGACAUCAAGCCCUUUGACAACGGGCCCUUCUGUUUCUAUGCAGAGGAAGAAAAAAACAAAUACAGAUUCAAAAACAGCUGUGUAUUUGUUGUCAUGAAAGCUUCCCCAGAGACACCUGUCAUGACCACAGUUCCAGUAGAAGUCGAUGCCGGCUCAGAGAUUACUGUCUCAUGUUCUGUGACGCAUACAUGUCCAUCACAUCCUCCUGUGUUCUCGUGGAGCGUCCCCAACAUGACGAGUAAGGUCACGCACUCUGAGAAACAGUUGGGCAUCUGGGAGACAACCUCCACCAUCACCUUCAGGGCUGUAGGAGGAGACGGGGUCCAGAGCCUAAGGUGUAUGGCAAAGUCCUGGCGUGACAAGCAACAGGCCAGCACAGUGGAGUUAACCGUGACGGGAUCCCUGAUGUACCAAUUGAGAAGCUCUCUCCCUGUAAUGAUUCCAGUCUCAGUCCUGGUCCUGAUUGUCAUUAUUCUGGCUGCAGUGUUUGGAGUUGUCAUCCGGAGGAGAAGGGGGCACUCUGGUGACUCGCUGAGACCACCACCUCGACCAGAGAAAAGGAGAUCACUGUGGGAUAGAUUAUCCAGGAGACACCAUGAAGACAGGGAGAAACCACCAAGACCAGAGAAACGGAGAUCCAUUUGGAGCCGAUUUUCCCGGAGAGAUGAGGAUGAACGCGUCGGGUGGCUUAAUGGGGCAAACCCCAGGAGGUCAAUUUGGAGCAGAUUUUCAAGACAAGCAGACACUUCGAACCUCAGGGUUGGCUUUAUAAACAACAAAACCACUGCAAACGUUGACACUCCAGUCUUCAAACAACGCUGUCCAUCCCCGAAAGGUGGCCAGAAAACUUCUCGCUCUGUCGUAUAUGAAGUUGAGGGUUAGAACCACUCAGCAGACCCCAGGGCCCGGCUGAAAUUAUAUCAAUGCCUGAAGUAGUGCUAACGCUUUGAGUGACAGCUGAGUAUUGCUAGCUAUCUGCUUGAUCUCACCCAGAUGCUACAUAAAUUGAUUUGCAUUUAAACUUUUGUAGUUCAUUUAAAGAACAUUAAUCAUGUCAUUUAACAAAAUGUUUGCAUUUCAUUCUUAACAGAGCUAUACAUGUGCUUUCUAUGGUUUUACUUCAGUUGUUUGGUUUUGGUGUCAUGCAUUCAAAGUAAUUCGGAAGUUACUGUUUUCUCCCUGAACAUCUGCACGGAAGAACUUGUCAACAAGUCUAAGAAUAAACAACUGCUGUCUUUCAGGGAAAAAAACAGGAACCACAGAUAUCAGACUGUGGCUUUAAGAAAUGCUCUUUCAAACACAAUCACAUGAAAAGGGUCAAUUUAGGUCACAGAAAAGUCUAUCACAUUUAUUCUCGUGGGAUGUAACUGUAUUAUGAACUUUCUCACAUGCUGAAAAAAUGAAAUUCAUUGAAUUAAAGUAUUAAACCUCCCCA
Notolabrus celidotus (New Zealand spotty) is the source of this 3763-nucleotide messenger RNA. RefSeq lists its product as uncharacterized. The transcript has 21 exons. NCBI's taxonomy places the organism in Eukaryota, Metazoa, Chordata, Actinopteri, Labriformes, Labridae. The record is from RefSeq and is a predicted model, not a curated record. The coding region runs from base 82 to 3210 and encodes 1042 amino acids.